Molecule: messenger RNA, 1072 nt
Organism: Polistes canadensis
Lineage: Eukaryota; Metazoa; Arthropoda; Insecta; Hymenoptera; Vespidae
Gene: Obp5
Product: general odorant-binding protein 72-like
Exons: 5
Coding region: 104-562 (152 amino acids)
Biological process (GO): olfactory behavior; sensory perception of smell
Cellular component (GO): extracellular region
Molecular function (GO): odorant binding; dibutyl phthalate binding
Source: RefSeq, a predicted model, not a curated record
CUUUAUAAAAAGACUCGAGAAAACGUAUUUCGUAUUUUUCUAAACAGUUCGAUCCAGUGUGUGUCGCAUCAUUGAGAAUCUCGUAUCGUAAAUUCAUUUCAAAAUGUCGAGUAUUAAUAGAAAUCUAUUUAAACGAUUUGUUCUUACGAUUUUUAUUCUCGGAUGUGUUCUCGAACGUUUUCGAUUGAUAGACGGUGCAAUGACGCUCGAACAAAUGCAAAAAACAGCUAUAGGAAUUCGAAAUAGUUGUAUAACGAAGACCGGUGUUAAAACAGAACUCGUGGAUGGAUUGAAGACUGGGCAAUUUCCGGAGGAUCACGAUUUACAGUGCUACACGCAGUGCGUUAUGAAAACAAUUCGCACGUUUAAAAAUCAAAAAGUGGAUGUUGAUAUGGUGAUCAAACAAGUCGAGAUGAUGAUGCCGGUCGACAUGCAGGAUGCAAUGAAAGCUUCCGCAAAAAAGUGCGGAGCAUUGGAACCUGCCGACGACAUAUGCGUGACGGCCUUCAACUACGUCAAGUGUAAUUACAAUGAAAAUCCUGAUAUUUUCUUCUUUCCUUAAAUCCAAUUUUUCAAAUAAAAAAUAAACAAGAAAACAACCAUCAAGAAAUAUCGUCCAAUGGAUCGUAGAAUGGAGGAAGACAAUGUUUCGAUCGAUCAUGCGAACAUUCGUUCAUUUGAGUAUCAUCGUUUGAUUUAUAUUUAAACAAAUAAUUAUAAUACGAUUUUUGUUUUGUAAGACAAUCUUAUUUGUUUGAUUGUACAAAAAAUUAUAAAUAAAACGUAUUAUAAAAUUACACGCUAUUUUAUAUUACCGUACGUUGUUCAUUAAAUGACUUCACAUAAUGAAUUAUUAUUACUAAAAUAUUGUAAAUGUUUAUACCUGAUUAAUUAAUUCUAUUGUUUGACUUUGUUUUAAGCUUGAAUAUUGUCACGAAUUGGAAAUGAAAAAUAUUAUAUUAAAACAUUUACAUUCGAUAAGAUAUCGCAAAUUUGUAUUCGUAAUAAUAUCCAAAUUAUACGUGCAAAUUUUUUGAUUGUGUAAUAAACGAGGGAAAUAAAAGAAAAAAAA